Molecule: messenger RNA, 1779 nt
Organism: Postia placenta MAD-698-R-SB12
Lineage: Eukaryota; Fungi; Basidiomycota; Agaricomycetes; Polyporales; Adustoporiaceae
Exons: 10
Coding region: 73-1536 (487 amino acids)
Biological process (GO): DNA damage response
Cellular component (GO): nucleus; cytoplasm
Molecular function (GO): phosphatase activity
Source: RefSeq, a predicted model, not a curated record
CCUGCCGUCGUCCCCAACGGCGCGGCGCCCCCGACAAACCAGCCAACAAAGACGAAGGACGUGCCUAACAAGAUGUCGCUUACUCUGUCCCACUUGCCAAGUAAGAAAGACAUCAAGGUUGUCUACCCCAGGUCGCCGUCCACGAUUGACCCUAACAACCCUCCAUGGCCUGCAUUCCGUGGAUACCACACGUACUCAUUCGCAUACGCGACUAUGGGUCACCGACUACCCACCAUUCUCGGGAAAGCUAUUGAUGAUGUCAUCGAAACCCUCAACCAGGAGUCUGAGGAGGAGAAAGUUGUUGACCUCGUCCAGUGUAUUGAACGUAUGGACAAGCUUAAAGAGGACCUGCACGCCCACGCACGCCUUCGACCUAUCAUCGAUGAUGGCGAGGCAGACGUUGCCCUUUGGAACAAAGAGAUCGCCAAAUACUUCCAGGGCAAGGAUUUCAUGAACGCACCGUGGUUGUUUGCAGAAGCCUACAAGUAUCGUCGCCUGCGCGAAUGCUUCAGUGUUAGCAAGUACUGGCACCACUACGACGUCUUCUUCAGACAGAAGUGCGAUACGUUCGCACGAUCAAACGAUGCAGUCUUUGAGCUCUCCACGCGUUUCGUAGAGCCGUUCAAGCACCAAGAAGGUCUGGCUGAUGAUGCAAAGCUCGAGGCGGAACGCUUGAUGUUCAUGGAGCUCACGCAGAUCUGUCUUUGGGGUAACUCGACCGACCUCUCACUUCUGAUCAAUAUGACAGAGGAACAAAUAAAGUCCCUUCAGUCUACCGGCGGCGAGAACUUGGCGGCGACCGAGAAAAACAUCCUCGGAAACCACAUGGCGCGACUCUGGGAGGUUGUAAAGGAGAUGCGAAACAAGACAGGUGGACGCGUUGACUUCGUGCUGGACAACGCCGGCUUCGAAUUGUAUUGCGAUUGCGUGUAUGCCGACUUCUUGAUUCAAAGCGGAUUGGCUAAGGAAGUCCGCUUCCACGGCAAGCGUUACCCGUGGUUCGUGUCGGACGUUACGAAGAAAGAUUGGAACUGGCUGCUCAACUCCAUGGUAUACGGGCAUCUCUUCCGUAAUGCAUCGGACCAGGAGGUAGAGAGUUUGCGUCGCCUGGGCUUGCGGUGGAAACAAUAUGAGCAGGAGGGCAAGUGGGUGUACGAACAGCACCCCUUCUGGUGCACCGGAUACACAUUUUGGGAUUUGCACAAUGAAGCCCCUGAUCUGUUCUUGCACCUCUCGCGCUCUGAUCUUGUCAUUUUCAAGGGGGAUCUCAAUCACCGCAAGUUGACGUAUGAUUGUGCUGCUCCUUCUUCAACCGAGUUUGAGGUUGCUAUCGGGCCGAUGGCCUCGGCUGCCGGUGCUCCUCGUGUCUGCAGUAUGCGGACAAUCAAGAGUGAUGUCGUCGUCGGCCUUGGGUCCGACGGCGAUGAGCUGUCGGAGAGGCUCGAGAAGGAGGAACCUGGCUGGAAGAUCAGUGGCAAAUAUGCUGUCGUGCUUCUGUCCGAAGGUCGUCCUGGCGAGAAAGUUCGCUUUGCAUGAAUGCCUUGGGGUUUCCUGCGAUCGACACCGCCGAGACAGAACCACAAUUAGCACUGCAAAAAGCAGCUUAGCACGAAAAAAUAUUCGCAUUAUACAGCUUCGUAAUCGUCGUGAUUUUCUCUCAUCUGCGUUCAGUGAAGUGAUUCCGCAGCAUCUCUCGCACCUUGUAUCAUAGUUGGCUCCUCCCCCUCGUGCACUUGCGGUUAUGAUUGUCGACUUGAAUGCAGCAGACAUGUAUGUUGU